Messenger RNA from Acanthosepion pharaonis, 1278 nucleotides. The record is from the annotation of a GenBank genome assembly. Lineage: Eukaryota; Metazoa; Mollusca; Cephalopoda; Sepiida; Sepiidae.
AUGUCAGUUAUUUUUUCUUUUUCUUUAUUUCUUUUGCGGGCAUCUAUGACUUCUUUCUUCCUAAGUAUCUUUAUUUCUUUCUUUCGUUUCUUUUAUUUUUCGUGUCUUUUAUUUUUUUUCUUUCUUUCGUUUCUUUUAUUUUUUUUUCUUUCGUUUCCUUCAUUUUUUCUUUUCUUUCUUUUCUUUUUCUUUCAUUUCUUUUCUUUUUUUCUUUCCUUCCUUCGUUUCCUUUAUUUUUUCUUUUGUUCGUUUGUUUUAUUUUUUCUUUCGUUACUUUUAUUUUUUCUUUCUUUCUUUCAUUUCUUUUUUUCUUUUUUCUCCCUUUCAUUUUUUUCUUUCUCGCCUUCGUUUCUUUUAUUUUUCUUUCUUUCUUUCUUUCUUUCGUUUCUUUUAUUUUUUCUUUCUUUCUUUCUUUCUUCCUUUCAUUUCUUUUUUCUUUCUCGCCUUCGUUUCUUUUAUUUUUCUUUCUUUCUUUCGUUUCUUUUAUUUUUUCUUUCUUUCUUUCUUUCUUCCUUUCAUUUCUUUUUUUUUUCUCGCCUUCGUUUCUUUUAUUUUUCUUUCUUUCUUUCGUUUCUUUAUUUUUUUCUUUUUUCUUUCUUUCUUCCUUUCAUUUCUUUUUUUUUUCUCGCCUUCGUUUCUUUUAUUUUUCUUUCUUUCUUUCUUUCGUUUCUUUUCUUUUUUCUUUCUUUCUUCCUUUCAUUUCUUUUUUCUUUCUCGCCUUCGUUUCUUUUAUUUUUCUUUCUUUCUUUCGUUUCUUUUAUUUUUUCUUUCUUUCUUUCAUUUUUUUUUUCUUUCUUCCUUUCAUUUCUUUUUUUCUUUCUCGCCUUCGUUUCUUUUAUUUUUUCUUUCCUUCGUUUCAUUUAUUUUUUCUUCUUUUCGUUUCUUUUAUUUUUCGUGUCUUUUAUUUUUCUUUCUUUCGUUUCUUUUAUAUUUUUUCUUUCAUUUCUUUCAUUUUUUCUUUCUUUUAUUUUAUUUUCUUUAAUUUCUUUUUUCUUUCUUUCCUUCGUUUCCUUUAUUUUUUCUUUUGUUCGUUUGUUUUAUUUUUUCUUUCGUUACUUUUAUUUUUUCUUUCUUUCUUUCAUUUAUUUUUUUCUUUUUUCUUCCUUUCAUUUUUUUUCUCGGCUUCGUUUUUUUAUUUUUCUUUCUUUCUUUCAUUUCUUUUAUUUUUUCUUUCUUUCUUUCAUUUCUUUUUUCUUUCUCGCCUUCGUUUCUUUUAUUUUUAUUUUUUUUCUUUCUAUCUUUCAUUUCUUUUUUUCUUCCUCGCCUUCAUUUCUUUGA